Monoraphidium neglectum is the source of this 2343-nucleotide messenger RNA. Its product is annotated as putative phospholipase B-like 1. The record is from RefSeq and is a predicted model, not a curated record. Gene Ontology annotation, cellular component: extracellular region. Gene Ontology annotation, biological process: phospholipid catabolic process. Bases 1 to 2343 code for a protein of 780 amino acids. Gene Ontology annotation, molecular function: protein binding; glycerophospholipase activity. Lineage: Eukaryota; Viridiplantae; Chlorophyta; Chlorophyceae; Sphaeropleales; Selenastraceae. The transcript has 17 exons.
AUGGCGCAAACAAAGGAAUCCAAUUCGCCGCCCCUCCACGCCGCGGCGGCGCGGGGCGACCUGGGCCGCCUGCUGGCGCUCCUGGGCGCAGGCGCUGACGUGGACGCGGGCGACCCCCUCGGCCGCUCGGCGCUUCAUUACGCUGCCGCCUUUGGCCACGUGGACGCCAUCAACCUGCUCCUCAACCGCGGCGCGGCCGUCGACGCGGCCGACGACGUCGGGCGCCACGCGCUGCACUCCGCCGUGCACUCCGGCGAGCUCGCCGCCGCGCGCGCUCUGCUUGACCGCGGCGCUCGCGCCGACGCCGCCGCCGGCGCCGGCCGCAUGAUGCCGCUCAACAUCGCGGCGUAUCGCGGCGACCUCCCCAUGAUCCGGCUGCUGCUGGACCGCGGGGCGCUCAAGGACGUGUCGCCGGAGGCGCGCAUCGUGAGCCUGCUGCACGCGGCCGCGCAGGGCCACCCCGGCGCGCUCGACCUGCUGCUCGAGCGCGGCGGCAGCCAGAUGGUCGCCCACGACGGCGGCAGCGCCGUCGCGUUUGCCGUCAAGCAGGGGCAGGCCGGGACGGCGAUGACGUUCGCGCGGCGCGGCGCGGAGAUGCCGCCGGCGACGCAGCUGUUUGAGGUCCAGGACGCGUUCUGCCGGCUGCUGCAGAUGCUGGCCGCAGACGUCAGGGAGGCGAGCAGCACGCGCUUCAACCUGCAGUCGCUGGUGGUGGGCGCGGCGGGCCAGAUGCGGCGCCUGCAGGUCGCGGAGGGCGCGCACGAGCAGCUGCUGCUGCGGCGGGAGGAGGAGCACGCGCGGCGGCUGCAGCAGCUGGAGGAGGCGCACGCGCGGAGGCUGCUGACCAUGGAGGAGGCACACGCGCGCCGGCUCCUUGCCGCCGGCUAUGCGGAGGGGUUCCUCACGGCGCACCGCAUGGCAGACCAGCUGGAGAAUCUGAAGGUCUGGGUGGCCGGCCGCACCAACCACAGCACCGACAUUGUGGCCUGGCUGCUCAAGCAGGACACAUGGGCCUGCCGGCAGUCAGAACUGCUGAGCAGCGGCGGCGCCUCGGGGCGCGGCCGGUUCUGGAGGGGCGUGGCAGACCUGUGCGCGCAGGUGACUGGGCUGCAGGCCGGCUACAACGUGGCUGCUGCACAGGCGGGCGGCGGCGCGGCGGGGCUGCCCCCGAUGACCCGCUCAGAUGUGCUGCUGCUCAACGCCAUCGGUGACCUUUUGGAUAUUAUCCCGGCCAUCAGCCUCACGAAAACCGGCCGCCCCGGCCCGCACCCCACCGAUGCCGUCGCCGACCCCGCCGCCGCGGCCCGCAUGGCGCCGGCGGCGCUGCGUGCCGCGCUCGCGGACCGCGGGCACUGCAGCGUGCUGAUCCGUUUGGCGGGUGAUCUGAGCGACAUAUACAUGGGCCACACCGCCUGGUUCAGCUUCAGCUUCAUGAUCCGCAUCUUCAAGUUCUAUGACCUGGAUGACAGGCGCUCCUCCUUCUCCUCCUACCCGGGCAUGCUGUCGUCCCUGGACGAUUUUUACGUGAUGCCGGACAGCGACCAGCGCCUCGUCAUGCUGCAGACCACAAACGGUGUCAUGGACAAGACCCUGUGGUCGCUGGUGACCGAGCACUCCCUGCUGGCUUGGCAGAGGGUGCGCCUGGCCAACGCACUCGCGCGCUCAGGCGAGGAGUGGGUGGACUUCGUGGGGCGUCACAACAGCGGGACAUACAACAACCAGUACAUGCUGCUGGAUCUGAAACGGUUCAGGCCUGGCAAGGCAAUCGAACCAGGCCUGCUGUGGGUCGUUGAGCAGAUCCCCGGCUACCAGCACUCAGAGGACGUCACACGGCUGCUGGAGCUGGGCUACUUUGCGUCCUUCAACGUGCCGUUUUUCAGGGAGGUGUACGACAAGGCCGGGUUUGGGAAGUUCACGACGGCGAUGGCGGCUCGGGGGCUGGAAUUUGAGGAGGCAGUGGAGGGCGCGAGCUACCAGCUGGCGGCGAGGUCCCAGAUAUUCCGCCGCGACGCCGGCUCGGUGCAGAGCCUGGACGGCCUCAAGGCCAUCCUCAGGUCCAACGGCUUCAAGGCAGGAGACCCUUAUGCAAGGGGCCACCCAGGGAACGCCGUCUGUGCUCGUAACGAUCUGGAUCCUAUCAAGCCCCGUGCCACAGGCUGCACCGAUGGCAAGGUGACUAGCUACCACGCAGCGCUGGAGGGCCGCUCCUGGGCUAUCAACGGGCCUACCUCAGAGCAGGGCCUGCCACCGUUCUCGUGGGGCCGAGGCCUGCCGUUCUCCGGCGAGCCACACCGCGGGCAGCCGGUCAAGUUUGACUUUGACUGGCAGGAGAUGCGGCCGUGA